AUGAAACUCCUCUUAUUGUUAGCUUUGACUCUUUAACUCCCGGAGUAACAGAUGCCGUCGCGUUCGUAGAGCCUCAAACACCUUCUCCGGCCGAGAGCCGCCGCUGUACGCGCACUCGGUAUCGCGUACGUCGCUGAAAGCGCGAGGACCUCGUCGACCUCGACGAUUCGCGGAUAAUGGGAUGCACAGCGGACUCGCCGUCCCGAGAGGUACCGCGAACAGUUGGUCUCGCCCGUUGCGCUCCGUUUUUUGUUUGGAGACCGAGAGCGCGACCCCGGGGCCCGGCGCGUGUAUUCUUCUCGCGCGAAAUCCGUACUGAGAGAGCGUCGCCGCGACCUCCGUCCCCCGCUUUCGUCUCGGGAGAGCGACGGCAAGAUUGCCACCGGCCAGUCGGCACACCUGUUGCAAUCGAGUCCUCGCCGCUCGCGAUACUGGCGAGGCAGAUAGCAGAUACAGAACCGAGUGUAAGGAGUAGGCCUGAGAGAGAGAAAACUAUCGCCCAAGUUUUCUGGACGACUACUUAGAGUUUAGUUGUAAUGGC
Messenger RNA from Temnothorax curvispinosus, 541 nucleotides. RefSeq lists its product as uncharacterized. The transcript has 2 exons. The record is from RefSeq and is a predicted model, not a curated record. Bases 177 to 524 code for a protein of 115 amino acids. NCBI's taxonomy places the organism in Eukaryota, Metazoa, Arthropoda, Insecta, Hymenoptera, Formicidae.